UGUUUAGCUACAAUAACAACAUGUUGCUAGCUUAGCUACCUUUAGCACAGCAGUCGUUAGCACCCAAACGUUGCGUUACGGGACAUUACGGUCGCGUGAUACUGUCACGUUAAUUCGAAAAAAAGCGUUUAAAACGCUUUGAAGUUUAACUGAACAUAAAAAAGAUUUUAAAAAUAAUCGGCGACUUUAAAGACCAUUAGCUCAGAUUUGUAGCAGUAGCAAGCUAGCAGGUUAGCAUCGCGGUUAGUCCACGUCAGCUGAGACAGCGGCGGUGAGCAGGUGUGUUUCCGCUUCCCGGUAACACACCUGCGUCCGUCACGUUUGAGCCCACAGGUGAAUGGGGUUUCGGCUCAGCUGUGAGUGUGUCAUUUUUGUGACUUGCAGUAGAAAGAUUCAGGGAAACUGGAAGCUUAUGGAUUCAUCAAAACCACCCUCAUUUUUCCCGAGAGGCACCUCAAAGGUUUCUCUCAAUGAGCGCUUCUCUCACCCUCUUACCCGGCCCAGAAUGACGACCUUUAACCCCGUCCUUCCACACCAGAGGAGGGUGUAUGACGCCCCACAGGUGGUCCUGCUGGUGAGGAGAGAGAGGUCAUCACCGCUCAACCUGCAGACCCGUGACACGUCUGUGGGGGUGACGCAGCGUCUGAGGAGGAGGAGCGUCUGGACUCGACUCGGCUGGAAUAAGGCGACUCGUCGCUUCUCGAUCUCCAAACUUCGAGGCUUCUGGAGCUUCAGGAACAAGUACAAGUGGAGAGCCAGGUUCACCUCCACCUACAGGGGACGAGCAAACCUUCAUAGUCGACUCGGGCAGCGUCGCCUCCUGGGGACGAGAAACAUCUGGAAAUUAACAGCAGGACAAACACACCUGCAGAGGGGCGGGGCCACCUCUGUCAGUGGGCGGAGCUGGAGCAAAGCCAACGUACCAACCAAGAAGAAGCUGGACGCAGAGCUGGACAAGUAUAUGUCAACGUCCAGGAGCCGAUUGGACAAACAGCUAGACGAAUACAUGUCCAAAUCCAAGAGCCGGCUGGACGCUCAGCUGGACGAGUACAUGUCGAUGGCGGGACAGAUAGAGACAGACUGGGACUGAGACGGUUGUCAUGGCGGCGGAGGGUUCAGUUUUCAGCCGGUUUUCUGCCUACAGUUUGAUUUUGUGACGGAUAAAGCUUCAUUAUUUGAUUUAAACAGAUGAAGGUUAAAGAUGUUAAUGUUUAAUUUGACGGGUGGAUUAUUGAUCGAUGUGAUGGAGCUGUAGGGGGGAGGAGCUCUGACUUUAGUUUGAACUCACAGGUGAGUUCCAGGUGUGCAGAGGCAGGAAGUCGCCGUGUUGCUCUCAGUGAACGUGUAUUAGUUUCACCUGUUUGGUUUGUUCAUCAGUUUAUCGUCACCUGAAUAGGCCGUGUGCACUUCACUGACCGCUCUGUGUGUGGGAACUUUUUCCGAUCGUGUUACUGAGGCUCCACUUUUGUUACCAGAAUUUAAAAAAUAUAUAUUUUAAUAAAAGAUGUUACCUGCCGAGUCACUGUUGUUUACUUCAGGUGUUCAGAAAGUGAAGCACAAUUCAAGUUU
Plectropomus leopardus (leopard coralgrouper) is the source of this 1569-nucleotide messenger RNA. RefSeq lists its product as uncharacterized. Lineage: Eukaryota; Metazoa; Chordata; Actinopteri; Perciformes; Serranidae. The record is from RefSeq and is a predicted model, not a curated record.